Molecule: messenger RNA, 4554 nt
Organism: Diaporthe citri
Lineage: Eukaryota; Fungi; Ascomycota; Sordariomycetes; Diaporthales; Diaporthaceae
Exons: 7
Coding region: 1-4554 (1517 amino acids)
Biological process (GO): response to oxidative stress
Molecular function (GO): peroxidase activity; heme binding
Source: RefSeq, a predicted model, not a curated record
AUGCUGACUACGUCUCGCAGGACCAACAACAGUCGAGGCCGUCUUGAUGCAGUAGAGAGGAGUCCUCAAGACCAAGCUCGGCCCGAAUCCUUCGCGAUUCCACGCUUCCAUAUUGAAGCCCAGAUGACGACCAACACCAAGACGUUUAACAGCGGGACCCACUCCAAGCUGCUGCAUUAUACUAACCUAGUCAUUGUGCAGAAGGACGCUGAAGAGCACAAAUGGGCGUGGUGCCGCCAGAAGAUUAUUGGGCUAUAUUGGGAGCAGAAUCUCCCGCUUAAGCAAAAACAGGUGGUUCCCAGCCCAGCCCGUCUCAAGGCCCCUGAUGGUCUCGAGAAUUUCGAAAAGACGCUCUACAAUGCCGAGGUCUACCUCCACUUCACAAUGAAUCGGAGCAGCGCAUGGCUGGCCAGCAGAGCAGAGCUUGGGGAAGACGACAAAUUUUUUCCAUUGUUUAUUGGCGGCCUAGAAAAUCUCUCCCGCGAUCACGAGCCCCACAGGGCAUUUGCAGACAUUAGAAAGGCAUUCGAGCACUUGACAGGACUGGUCGCCUUAGACGACGCGGCAAUCUAUCACAGACUAGUGGCGCGCUUCUCCUCGUUCGAGAAGUACCCACAGUCUGACAUAUGUUUCAAAGUUUGCCGCCUGCUUACGAGGUGCCUGACUGCGAUGUACCUCGAGACUCAUGGGCCCUCUCAUCCUCUGAACUGCGUUUGGUCGUCACAUAUUGAGGUGCUCGAGUCCCGGCCCGAGCCGGGCCUCUUUGAUCACUACCUCGAGUCGUUCAGGACCUUGGGCCAGAAACUCUACGGCAGCAAAAAUAGUCUCAAUAUCGGCUCGACAGACCUAGCAAAAUAUAUUACCAGCGACGCCCGAGACUGGGACGAGGAAGCCUUGCGGCGCGGUCUUGCAGAGCCAGCAUCCCACGCCUCGCCGGCGCCGGUCGCGCAGGAAAUCAGGCUAGCCCUUACGGAGCUUCUACUACGCCAGAGGAGGGCAGGAGAAGCCACACAACUCCUCGGCGAAGCGUCAGCUCUUAGGGACUCGGACGCAGCAGGUGAUGCGGGCCAAGUCUUCUGGAUGGCGGAGCUAGAGUGGAGGGCCGGUAACGCGGACGCCAGCUUCGCCUUGCUAAGAGAGGCGCUCCAGCUUGCCGACUCUCACCAAAGCCUGCCGGGGCUAGCCAGUGGUGCACGCGAGGAAGAAGGUGGGCUCUCGACCCUACACAUCCUGCUCACUCUGAUCUUCAGGUUGAACCUGAUGGACCGCAAGCAGGAGACCGCCGAGGCGUGGGCGAAGGCCGCGCCCCUCGUAGCUACGCGUGGAGAUAGGAAGCCAUUCAUACUCCACCUCACCACUUCCGAUUUUGAGUUCGAUCUUGACACCCGAAUCACAGCGGCCCUGAGGCCAUCGUCGCUGCCCAUGGCUGUAUCUACGGAUUGGAACAACGGAUCCGCAAGUCACGACGACAUCGAGCUCAGGGAAAGCCGCGGCGGCGAUGGCUGCGCUGAGGAAGGCGCUCGCCUGCUGCCGCGCCAUGAGCUCGACGGGGACGUGCAGCCGUCAAGGCGCAGGGGGGACGACGCAUCAAAUCGUGACCUGAGCAAGGGGAGCUGGCUCUCAGGUCCCCGAACACUGCGAAAACAGGCCAUUCUGCCAAUCUUCCCCGAUCUUCAGUCGUCUCCGGCCAGGUUCCUGAACCGCAUAUGCCCUACCGCCCGGGCCAGGAGGCGGAUGCAGUUCGCUGUCAUUGCGAUAUGGCUACUUCUAUUCACCAUUCCCCUGGUUUGGAGCAGUCUCCCUACAACGGAUGAAGCUGGCCAAGAAGUCGUGAACCUCGACUGUAUCGACACUCUAUGGAAGUGGAAGAAUGAGUGUGGGCUGAACGGUAUAGACUGUCGCCCUUUCUCCAACAAGACCCUUGCUUUCAGAUGUCCAGUGGGAUGUAGAGACGUCAAAGUGCUCAACUCACGCCUCAUCGGGGCUUCCGAGGUUAUAUUCCAGCCCUUGGUUAUUGGGGGCCCUGCUUACCGCGGCGACUCCUUCAUUUGCGCAUCCGCCAUUCACGCUGGCAUCAUCAGCGAUGCAGGCGGUGGUUGUGGCCGACUCGACAGAAUAGGAAGGCGCGAGGCCUUCCCAAGCUCACAGGGCCAGGGCAUCGAGUCUAUUGCCUUCGACUCCUACUUCCCCGUGGCUUUCACCGUGUCCAAGGAUCCGGGCAUUCAGUGUGGCCCAGGCGAGUUUCGUGGAUUCCUCUUCUUCGUAUCAAUACUGUUUACUUCAUUGCUCUGCAUCUUUACUACAUCUGAGCGUCACUUUUUCCUCAUAUUUGUUGCAAUCUUUAUGCACGUCGGUCUGGUAUCGGAUCCGCCCGGCGCCUCCACCUAUAACACUUCGACCCUCCCGGACCACCUUUCCAAGACUGUUGCCAGACUUCUCCCGGCUAUUUUCUGUGCCAUGGUGAUUUAUAGAUUCAUCGUGGCAAGGACUUUGACAAACAUCCAGGCACCCCUCGAGAAGACUGCUCUCUGGCUCGGCGGCUUCUGGUUUGGAGCGCUGUCCAACCUGACCUUCGAGUGGAUCCCCAUCACGCGCCUCACAGCUCACGACUUGGAGCAACGAUCUGGUGCGAAAUUAGCUCUUGCUUUCAUCAUCGUCGCAAUCUCGUGUAUUGUCGUUCAGCAGGCAUACUCGCUCUGGCUAGAGGGCCGUCUCAUGCGCUAUCUCGGCAUUUACGCAGCCUUCAUCAGUGGGAUUCUUUUGUGCCUCAUGAUACCCGGCGUCGAGUUUCGACUCCAUCAUUACGUUCUUGCACUACUGCUCUUGCCCGGCACGAGCAUUCAGACACGGCCUUCACUGCUUUACCAGGGCAUUCUACUUGGCCUCUUCGUCAACGGUAUUGCCAGAUGGGGAUUCGCAUCCAUCCUGGAGACCCCCGAUUCCCUCCGCUCGGACGGUGCUUUUGACUCCUUGAUACCGUCCGUCGCAGCAUCCGCCGUGGAUAUGGAACACAUCUCUUUCGCUUGGGCCCAGCCACCAGUCGGGUCUGCAUUCGACGGUAUCAGCAUCCUCGUCAACGAUGUCGAACGAUAUCGGUCGUUCUUUGCCGAGAGAGGAGCCGUCGCCAUCAUCGGCGGCAUCCCCGCGUUGGCUCAAGUCACGGAGGCGGCGUACGUGUGGCCGUCGCAGUACGAUGAGAUCGAAGACAUACUCUCCUUGCAGACGGGAUACCGCAGCAGGGGGUUCGUCCAAGGCGUGACCCCGUGCUCUUUUGGCGGCAACAAUGCCGGCCGCCAGUUCGCCGCAGAAUGGAUCCGCACCGCCUUCCACGACGUCGCGACGACGGACGUGGCCGCGGGCACGGGCGGGCUGGACGGCUCCAUCUGGUUCGAGCUCGACCGCGCCGAGAACGGCGGCUCGGCCUUCAACAGCACCUUCAACUUCUUCGCCAACCUCUACUCGAUCCGGGCCUCGGCGGCGGACCUGCUGGCCAUGAGCGUCGUUGUCGCCAACGCGGGCUGCGGCGGCGCGCGGAUGCCGUUCCGCGCGGGCCGCGUCGACGCCCUCGAGGCCGGCCCCGCGGGCGUGCCGGAGCCCGACACGCCGCUCGAGACGACCCGGGCCAGGUUCGCCGGCGCCGGGUUCAGCGGGGCCGACAUGAUCGCGCUCGUGGCGUGCGGCCACACGCUCGGCGGCGUGCACAGCAGGAACAACCCGCACAUCACGGGGCUCGACCCGCCGCCCGACACGGUGACCAAGUUCGACAGCACCUUCGACAGCUUCGACAACCGCAUCGCGGCCGAGUACCUGCGCGGCAACACGACGAACCCGCUCGUCGCCGGGCGGAACGCGACGCUCAACUCGGACGGGCGCAUCUUCGCGUCGGACGGGAACGCGACGGUCCGGGAGCUCGGCCGCACCAACGACGGCUUCAGGACGGCGUGCGCCGACGUAUUCACGCGCAUGAUCGACACGGUCCCCGCGGCGGUGCGGCUGACGGACCCGAUCGAGGCCGUCGACGUCAAGCCGUACGUCGAGCUGGCGCCCGCCGGGAACGGGAGCAGCAUCACGUUCAGCGGCUGGUUCGAGGCGGCCGUCCCCGCCGCGAGCGGCAUCGGCGGGUUCCUGGUCCACCUGACGACGCCCUCGACCGGCUCGACGGCGGUGCACCGCAACGGCGACGGCGGGCAUUACCCCCUGGACGACGCGCUGCUAUACCGGGCGUCGGCGUCGUGCGUGAACCGGACGAGCGUCGCCAACGAGCGCACCUUCACCGUCACGGCGGCGGUGCGCGAGGACCGCGCCGCCGACCCGCUGACGAUGGACGUCGUGCGCCUCGUGCGCCGCCAGGGCGUCGUCCACCGCCGACUUGAGGCGGAGACGGUCGAGCUCGUGCCCACGGGCGGGACCGCGGGCAGUUACGUCGUGUUCCAGGGCCGGACGCAGCUCGCGACGAGCGGUUGGAGCACGAGCUUCGACCUCGUCUUGGGAGCUGGAGGGGAGGACGAGGUCCGCAUCGACUUUCUGAAGACGCAGAGCUGCCCGCGUGCAUAA